Messenger RNA from Amblyraja radiata (thorny skate), 1733 nucleotides. Its product is annotated as tau-tubulin kinase 1. The transcript has 14 exons. The record is from RefSeq and is a predicted model, not a curated record. Gene Ontology annotation, molecular function: protein kinase activity; ATP binding. Bases 255 to 1733 code for a protein of 492 amino acids. Gene Ontology annotation, biological process: protein phosphorylation. Lineage: Eukaryota; Metazoa; Chordata; Chondrichthyes; Rajiformes; Rajidae.
GGGCAGGCCAGGCCACCAGGUGCAUUGCGGGAGUCUCCCCGGGACGGUGCCGACGGCAGCUUGUGAUGUCGGCUGGGGGCGGCCGCCGCCCAGUUGGUCCAGCGGGAGACUGCAGCAGUGCCUGCAGCAUGGUUGGUUGCUGCCUCGCGCCGAUGCUGCCCAAUCGUCGCUCUGUUUGUUCGGGUCGCCUCUUCCUUCUGCAGGUAAAUGGAGCGGUGUGGAUGGGCGAUGAGUGAGCCCUCGCUAGCGGCCCAAUGCAGUGCGUAGUAGUUCCUGCACAGGAAGAGGCCAACAUGAGCGGGGGGAGCGAGCAAGUCGACAUCCUCCCGGUGGCCUUCGUGGUGAAGGAUCGCUGGAAGGUGCUGAAGAAGAUCGGCGGAGGGGGGUUUGGGGAGAUUUACGAGGCGACGGACCUGCUGCUGCGGGAGAACGUGGCGCUGAAGGUGGAGUCGGCACAGCAGCCCAAGCAGGUGCUGAAGAUGGAGGUGGCCGUGCUGAAGAAGCUGCAGGGUAAGGACCACGUCUGCCGCUUCAUCGGCUGCGGCCGCAACGAGAAGUUUAACUACGUGGUGAUGCAGCUCCAGGGCCGUAACCUGGCGGACCUGCGGCGCAGCCAGCCGCGCGGCACCUUCACCAUGAGCACCACCCUGCGGUUGGGCAAGCAGAUCCUGCAGUCCAUCGAGGCCAUCCACUCCGUCGGCUUCCUGCACCGAGACAUCAAGCCCUCCAACUUUGCGAUGGGACGCCUCCCCUCCACCUUCCGCAAGUGCUACAUGCUGGACUUUGGCCUUGCUCGUCAGUACACCAACACCAACGGAGAGGUCAGGCCGCCUCGUGCCGUCGCUGGUUUCCGAGGGACCGUCCGUUAUGCAUCUGUCAACGCUCACAAAAACCGGGAGAUGGGCCGGCACGAUGACCUGUGGUCCCUCUUCUACAUGCUGGUGGAGUUCGCAGUCGGCCAGCUGCCCUGGAGGAAGAUCAAGGAUAAGGAGCAGGUGGGUCUGAUUAAGGAGAAAUACGAGCACCGGAUGCUGCUGAAGCACAUGCCCUCCGAGUUCCACCUCUUCCUCGAUCACGUCUCCACCCUAGACUAUUUCACCAAGCCCGAUUACCAGCUGAUCAUGUCGGUGCUGGAGAACAGCAGCAAGGAUCGCUGCAUCACAGAGAACGAGGCCUUCGACUGGGAGAGAGGGGGCACCGAGGUGCUGCUGUCCACCAGCACCCCCACCCAGGCCCAGCUACACACCAAGCAGACCGCCGCCAUUUUCGGGGUGAUCAACGUGACUCCGGUGCCGGGCGAGGUGCAGCGGGAGAACACAGACGAGGUGCUGCAGGAUGAGCACCUGAGUGACCAGGAGAACGCUCCGGUCAUCAUCACCGGCCGGCCCACAGACCUGUCGGGGGCCCCUCACAACCUAGGCCCCGACACCGACGCCUGGGACGAGAUCGACAUCAACCGUAACAAGCUGCGCAUCAGUGUCAGCAAGGCCCAGUGUGUGCUGGAGGAGGAGCCCAGCCGGCCGGUGUGCCCUGGCUCCCCGCUGCGGGGGGCCGCUGAGCCCGGGCAGACCCCCCUGCGGUACCGUCGCGUCAACAGCCCCGAGUCCGACCGGCUUUCCACCACCGACCCGCGGGCCGAGGCACUGGACAAACGGUCGCGGGCAGAGAUGGGGGUCCAGGGGGUGGAGGUUUGGGGAUCAGACAGGGGUCUGGUAGUCCACGGUGCCCGCUAA